AAUUCUUUUUUGUAUUUUUUGGGAAAUAGCAUGUCCGUUAGAAGUGUAUAUCAAUUCUCUUCCCUGCUGAGAAAAUGUACUACUCUCUCUGAAAUCUCUCACGCGAGGAUAACCCAUGCCCAAACUCUUGUCAAUGGCUUCAUUAUUAAUGUCACACUCCAAACUGAUCUCCUAUUGGCGUACUCUAAAUGUGGUCUUAUUCAAGAUGCUCGCAAAGUGUUCGACAGAAUGUCUGACAGAAACAUGCAUUCCUGGAACAUUAUGAUUGCAUCAUAUGCGCAGGAUUCUUUGUAUUCUGAUGCUAUUAGUGUCUUUGAUGAGUUCAGAAAACUUGGGUUUCGACCAGACCACUUUACUUUGCCUCCAUUGUUAAAGGCAUCUGCUGGAGUGCGAGAAGUUUAUGUCGGUAAAGUACUUCAUGGCUGGGUGAUUAGGCUUGGGUUGGAGGAUUAUGUUGUUGUGGGUACUUCAGUUUUGGAAUUUUAUUUAAAAUGUGGAGAUUUGGUUGAUGCACGACGGGUGUUUAACAGCAUGUUGUGGCAGGACACUGUGGCUUGUAAUUUGAUGAUUUCGGGAUAUGCAAAGGCUGGUUUAUGUGCAAUGGCUAUGAGCUGUUUCAGCAACAUGAUUGGGAAAGGAGUGAAAAUGGAUUCCCGGACCAUCCCAAGCAUUUUAAAUGCUUGUGGUGGAGAAGGAGCUUUGAUGAGAGGGAAAGAAGUUCAUGGAAAUAUAGUUAGGAGUCCAUUCUUUUCGACAGAUGUUGUAAUUGGGAAUUCUUUGAUCAAUAUGUAUGCAAAGUGUGGAUGUUUGCAUGAUUCGGAAAAAGUAUUCAGGAAUAUGAGACAAUUGGAUUUAGUUACCUGGACUACGUUGAUAUCCUGUUAUGGAGUUCAUGGGAAAGGAAAGACAUCUCUGGUUCUAUUUAAGAAAAUGCAAGAGAGAGGGUUCGAGCCAAACUGUGUCACAUUAAAUGCAGUUUUGGCCAGUUGCAGUCAUUCAGGUCUUAUUGAUGAUGCCAGAAGAAUUUUUAAUUCCAUGUUUUUGAAGUAUGGAUUUGAACCUAGCAUAGAGCACUAUGCUUGUAUGGUAGAUCUUUUGGGUCGAUUUGGCCAUCUUGAGGAAGCACUUGCAUUAGUAAAGAACAUGAAGUUAGCGGCAUCAGCAAGCAUUUGGGGUGCCUUGCUUGCUGGUUGCAUGAUGCACAGGAAUGCUGACAUUGGAGAAAUAGCAGCUCAUUAUCUCUUCGAAUUGGAACCUAGAAACUCUAGCAACUACAUAGCUUUGUGUAGCAUUUACGAGUCCCUUGGUGAUAGGGAUGGUGUUUCGACAAUGAGAUCAAAGAUGAAGGAAUUAGGUUUGACUAAAACACCUGGUUGUAGCUGGAUAACCAUUGCUGGAGUGAUACACAAGUUCUACCAAGGGGAUUGUUCUCAUCCACUUGCUCAGGUGAUAGCUGAAAUGUUAGGUCAAAUGAUUACCGUGCUGAUGUUGCCUGAUGCUUUUGGGCGUGGAAACCACAUUUAAAUCCAGCAAAAUUUCAAAAUUCCUCAAGGUCAUGGUUUUACCAGUCAAAAGACAUAGAUCAUCACUAUCCGAUCCUCUUUAAGCAGAGAGCAACUGAGAGGAAUGCAAGAAAGAAUAGACCGCCAAGCGAGACAAAGACAACAACUAUGAUGGUUGAAUGAUGUCCUGAAGGUGGUGGAGGUGGAAUGAUAUGAGGUGGUGAUGGUGGAGUUACA
Messenger RNA from Tripterygium wilfordii, 1739 nucleotides. RefSeq names its product pentatricopeptide repeat-containing protein At3g24000, mitochondrial-like. Gene Ontology annotation, molecular function: RNA binding; protein binding. Gene Ontology annotation, biological process: RNA modification. The coding region runs from base 31 to 1524 and encodes 497 amino acids. The transcript has 2 exons. Lineage: Eukaryota; Viridiplantae; Streptophyta; Magnoliopsida; Celastrales; Celastraceae. The record is from RefSeq and is a predicted model, not a curated record.